AUGGAACUAGACAUUCAAACAAACAUGCAACUGACAACACUACAAGUGAAACUUUAUUACAAACUGGUGGUGGAGAGAAACCCGAUGUUCCUGGACAACAUCGAGAAAGUAGAUGUGAUGAAGCAGGAAAAUCUGAAAAUUGUGGACAAAUUGGCAGGAAGUCCGCUACCCUAUCACUUGUUCAUACUAAAAAGAUAUUCUUGGUUAACUAUGGAAAAAUAUAUCUUUCCCUGCCUCAUCUGUGAUGUUAACUUUUCAUCAGGGCCUGCCUUGGAAAAGCAUAUGUUUUUGCACAUUCACACUGAAAAUUAUCGUGGAACUGGACAUUCAAACAAACAUGCAACUGACAACAUACUGGAAACUAGUCAGCCUACCAACUCUGAGAAUAUCACAAGCAAAUCUUUUUUACAAACUAGUGGUGGAGAAAAACCUGAUGUUCUCGGACAACGUCGAAAAAGUAGAUGUGAUGAAGCUGGGAAAUCUGAAAAUUGUGGACAAAUUGGCGAGAAGUUGAACACCCAAUCACAUGUUCACACUAAAAGGGUAAAGACAGUGCCAAAUUCACGAACCAAUCGUAGAGAUGAACAAUUUAUUUGUCCACUGUGUGGAAAGAAGUGUGGAAGUGGAUAUAGAAAAAAUGUGCAUAUGUGGACUCAUACUGGGGAGAAACCUUAUAUUUGUAAACAAUGUGAAAAGGGUUUUUUACAUUUAUGUAGUUUAAGACGGCAUGAACGAACUCAUACUGGAGUAAAACCUUUUGCCUGUACACAAUGUGAAAGGAGUUUUUCCGAUUUAUCAAGUUUACGUGCACAUGAGCGAACUUUUACCAAAGAGAAACCUUUUACAUAAUUUAUAUUUUCAGGGUUGAAAAAAUCGCAUGCCUCUAUAUUCUGGUCAAAAAAUUUAUUAGUGGUCUCUGAAAUUGGGGUUUCAAAAACUGUUGAGAGUUGAAAAUCGUACAGACUUGUUUACAUCCAACGUCGGUUUCUGGCAAGUUUAUGUCACGAACACAUCUUUUCGUGUUUUGUGAAAUUCAUUGUGAAAACAUAUCAUUUUAACGACCCAGACACGAUCUUCAUCCUCUCACACCGGAACCAGGACGUGCCAUAAACUAAUUGACUAUAUUGUACAUAUCGCUGUUGUGUUGUACCUCUUUAUCUUGUGUAUUUCACUAGAGUUUCAUUUGUAUAGCCUAUUUCAUGUCUGUUUCCGUUUUCUUAUUAUUUGAUGACAGUAUUGUUACUAUACAACAGCCAUCAAAAUGCAAGAGCGCAAUUAUUUGUCAUAAGAAUAGACGGAUAAUACAAAGUAUUUCCAUUAUAAGAAAUUACAAAUCAUAAGGACCCCAACAUACGUUCUCAGCCCUACACCAUGUUUCUAAGAUUACUGACUCAACAUGUGUUUGUCAUAUAAUUAAGCUGUCCUCUCCAC
Molecule: messenger RNA, 1431 nt
Organism: Styela clava
Lineage: Eukaryota; Metazoa; Chordata; Ascidiacea; Stolidobranchia; Styelidae
Product: histone-lysine N-methyltransferase PRDM9-like
Biological process (GO): regulation of transcription by RNA polymerase II
Cellular component (GO): nucleus
Molecular function (GO): DNA-binding transcription factor activity, RNA polymerase II-specific
Source: RefSeq, a predicted model, not a curated record